AUGGGCUCGCAAAUGCACAUGGCCGCAGGUGGCUCUUCACCUUUGUCGCGAUGCAUUGCAGUAGGCCAUGUUCUAUUCGAACGUUCUGCGAUGAUCCUCAAACUUGGCUCACUUAUCUCCGUAGAGCACAACGACAUGCCAUCUAAUUAUACUCGACGGUCAUCUCAGCUAAGCGUCAUCCAGCGAGGCGAUUCAGUUGGCAUCAAAGAUUUUGUUAGACCUCCAGGCUUGUCCAUCGUCGAACGCGAACAUAUCAGGCCGUUGCUACCCGAGGAUUUCAACCCUUUCACCCUUGGGAGUGAUUCUCUUUCACUUGGCCUCAAUACUGCUCUUACUAGCAAAGGCAACAGCGACUUGAUUAGUCCUACUUUUGUCUCAUUCACCCAGGUUUGCGUACGACGCUUGUGGCCUCGAGCUACAUAA
Molecule: messenger RNA, 423 nt
Organism: Parastagonospora nodorum SN15
Lineage: Eukaryota; Fungi; Ascomycota; Dothideomycetes; Pleosporales; Phaeosphaeriaceae
Exons: 2
Coding region: 1-423 (140 amino acids)
Source: RefSeq, a predicted model, not a curated record